AUGGAAAUGUCAUUCUCGAGUCAUAGAGCUAGCUAUGAAGCUAAGGAUGAUGGCAUUAAGAGGUCCCUCGAGGUUUUAGGCCCUCAAAGGUUUCUGCUUGAAGGUCCUGUGAUCUCUUCUUCUUCUAGUCCUUUGAAGAAGAGAUCAGUCGAAUCGGGCCUGAGUUCUUCUAGUGAGACGAGCUCCAACCACCGAGCUGCUGCAGUGGAACUAGAGAAGGUCUACAAGUGCUUUUGGACUCGAAGAAGGCUUUCAGAUUGUGCCGAAGAACAGCUUUGUUGGAAGUUGUUGGAUUUUGUGUUGCUCAAGCUAAGUUCAGUGUCGUUUUUCGAUAUCAAGGAACCAGAAACAGCAAUCUCUCGAUGGUCCCGGGCAAGAACCAGGGCUGCUAAGGUUGGCAAAGGUUUGUCCAAGGAUGAGAAAGCUCAGAAACUCGCCUUGCAGCAUUGGCUAGAAGCAAUCGAUCCCCGACAUCGGUAUGGCCACAAUCUCCAAUUCUACUAUGAGUGCUGGCUUCAGUCUGAGAGCAUGGAGCCAUUCUUCUAUUGGCUUGAUGUUGGAGAAGGAAAGGAGGUUAAUAUCAAAGAACAAUGCUGUCGAUCGAGGCUUCAACAGCAGUGCAUCAAGUAUCUUGGCCCUAAAGAAAGGGAGGCUUAUGAAGUUGUGAUUGAGGAUGGAAAGUUCUUGUACAGACAGAGCAGGCAAUUGCUGAACACAUCUGAUAGUGCUAAAGAUGCUAAAUGGAUUUUUGUAUUGAGCACAUCAAAGAAAUUAUAUGUUGGCCAGAAGAAAAAGGGCAAAUUUCAGCAUUCCAGUUUCCUUGCUGGAGGAGCUACAUCUGCUGCUGGUCAAUUAGUUGUAGAAGAUGGAACUCUCAAGGCUGUGUGGAGUCAUAGUGGGCACUACCGACCGACAGAAGAGAACUUCAAAGAAUUCAUGAGUUUUCUUGUGGAGAAUAAGGUUGAUCUUGUCGAUGUUGGGGUGACCAAGUCACAUAAAGGUUCUAGUGGAGAGUAUCAUGAAUUCAGUCAUGCACUCAAAAAUAACAACUCUGGAUUACAAUUCACUGAAAAAGAAAUCAGCUAG
Molecule: messenger RNA, 1086 nt
Organism: Zingiber officinale
Lineage: Eukaryota; Viridiplantae; Streptophyta; Magnoliopsida; Zingiberales; Zingiberaceae
Product: IQ domain-containing protein IQM2-like
Exons: 9
Coding region: 1-1086 (361 amino acids)
Source: RefSeq, a predicted model, not a curated record